AUGUCUGACAAAAGUGACCUGAAAGCUGAGCUGGAGCGAAAGAAACAGAGGCUAGCUCAAAUACGAGAGGAGAAGAAGAGAAAGGAGGAGGAGAGGAAAAAGAAAGAGUCUGAGAGUCUGCAGCAGAAAACAGAGAAUGUCUCUGAAGAUUCUGACUUGGACCGCAAACGAAGAGAGACGGAGGCGCUGCUGCAGAGUAUUGGGAUCUCACCAGAACCACCAUUAGUGCAGCCUCUGCAGCUCUUAACAUGGGAUACCUGUUAUUUUCAUUAUUUAGUCCCAACCCCUAUGUCUCCCUCUUCACAAUCAGUGAGCACCACCAGUGAUGCUGGCAGCCAGGAGUCUGUAGAUGGAGGGGCAGUGGGAAGGACCCUGCAGUGGGACACGGACCCCUCUGCUCUCCAGCUGCAGGCAGACUCUGAGCUGGGGCGCAGGAUGCACAGACUUGGAGCGUCAAAAAUAGUACAGAUUGACUUCGUUCCCAAAGAGCUUGUGACCUACACUAAAGAGACCCAGACUCCUUCAGCAGCACAUCAAUCUGAAGAAGAAGAAGAGGAUGAGGAGAGCAGUGAGCCUAAAGCUUCCCCUCAGACUGACCAGCCGGAAGAGGAAGUAGAGGCAGAGGACAGUAAAGAGGCCCAUCCCAGAGAGCUGACGGAGGAGGAGAGGGAACAGAUCCUCCACUCAGAGGACUUCCUGGUGUUCUUUGAGCGGUCGGUCUCUGUGGUGGAGCGGGCGCUGGCCGAGGAGGGAGACAUCUUCUUCGACUACAGCGGCCGGGACCUGGAGGACAAAGAAGGGGACAUGCAAGGUGGAUCCAAUCUGUCUUUCAACCGUGUGUUCCAUGACGAUCACUGGUCCAAACACCGAGUAGUCACCUGCUUAGACUGGUCCCCACAGUACCCUGAACUGAUGGUGGCCUCUUACAACAGCAACGAGGAUGCUCCACACGAGCCUGAUGGGAUAGCGCUGGUGUGGAACAUGAAGUUCAAGAAGACCACUCCAGAGUAUACAUUUCACUGCCAGUCGUCAGUGAUGUCUGUGGGCUUUGCUCAGUUCCAUCCUAACCUGGUGGUGGGGGGAACGUACUCUGGACAGAUUGUGUUGUGGGAUAACCGUAGUCACAGGAGGACCCCCGUCCAGAGGACGCCUCUGUCUGCUGCGGCACACACUCACCCAGUGUACUGUGUGAACGUGGUGGGUACCCAGAACGCCAACAACCUGAUAACAGUCUCUACUGAUGGGAAGAUGUGCUCCUGGAGUCUAGACAUGCUCUCUCAGCCUCAGGAGAGUAUGGAGCUGGUGUAUAAUAAGUCCAAGCCCGUAGCAGUAACAGGAAUGGCCUUCCCUGCCGGAGAUGUUAACAACUACGUGGUGGGAAGCGAGGAAGGGAUGGUGUACUCUGCGUCCCGCCACGGCAGUAAAGCAGGUAUAGCUGAGAUGUUUGAGGGGCACCAGGGCCCAGUGACUGGGAUCAGCUGCCAUAACGCUGUGGGCACUGUCGACUUCUCACACCUCUUCAUCACGUCCUCCUUUGACUGGACAGUAAAACUGUGGUCAAUCAAGCACAACAAGCCACUGUACUCUUUUGAGGAUAAUGCAGACUAUGUCUAUGAUGUCAGUUGGUCCCCUGUGCAUCCGGCUCUCUUUGCCUCCGUGGAUGGGAUGGGUCGUUUGGACCUGUGGAACCUCAACAAUGACACUGAGGUGCCCACAGCGAGUGUGACGAUCGAGGGGGCGUGUGCUCUGAACCGUGUGAGAUGGGCGUCGGGAGGCAGAGAGGUUGCCGUGGGUGACUCGGAGGGGCGUGUCUGGAUCUACGAUGUGGGAGAGCUGGCAGUGCCACACCCUGAGGACUGGAGCCACUUCGCCCGCACCCUAGUUGAGAUCCGCGCCAACCGCGGGGAUGGAGAGGAGGAGGGGGCCGUGGAGCUGGCAGCCUGAAACCUUCUCACCCUCUCAUCAAUGGAUGCAACGUUUCAGGACUGACAGCCUGAUAACAGACAUUUACAGAUAACAAACCAUAAUUUACUGACGUAAC
This is a messenger RNA of Salvelinus namaycush (lake trout), 2041 nucleotides long. It is a transcript of the gene dync1i1, whose product is annotated as dynein, cytoplasmic 1, intermediate chain 1. The transcript is spliced from 16 exons. Gene Ontology annotation, cellular component: cytoplasmic dynein complex. Lineage: Eukaryota; Metazoa; Chordata; Actinopteri; Salmoniformes; Salmonidae. Gene Ontology annotation, molecular function: dynein heavy chain binding; dynein light chain binding. Bases 1 to 1944 code for a protein of 647 amino acids. The record is from RefSeq and is a predicted model, not a curated record. Gene Ontology annotation, biological process: transport along microtubule.